GGCCGGCGGACCGCGAGGCAGACGGCGCGGAGGCGGAGGCGGCACCCGAGGCACCGUCUCCCGCUUCCCCGCUUGGCGCUGCGGGCCGGCCGGCCGGCCGGACCGGGAAUCUCCUGCGAACCGGGGAGGAGCUGCCGCCACCAGGCCGGCUGAGCGUCCGGGGAGCGUGGAAGGGGGCGGGGAACGCGGGGAGCCGGGGCCGAUCCCGGCCCUUAAAGCGGCCCCCCCGCGCCCCGCGCCCCGGCAGCCUCACUCCGGAGCCGCGGCCGCAGCAGUUCAAGUUCUAUAUCUGUAACAUCAAAGUGCCAUCUCCUGAUUGGACCGUUUUCAGGAACUCGUGUCAGUUUUCGUAUCAGCUUAAAAGCAAGGUGAGAGGCGAAGCAUAGAGAGCUGCAGAUCAGACCCUCCUGAACCCCCCGGAGCAAGUGAGACCCCUGGAGAAUGCUGGCUGCCAGGCGGCUGGGGGGGUCCUUCCUCUGAGGUGGGUAGGCCGGUGUCCGUGGGACAGCUUCCUCGCUCCUGGGCCCACCAUGGCCUCCACUCUCUGGCUGGACGGCUGAUGUGACCGGUGCCCCGAGCGUGCACACUGCUGGACUGGGUGCCGUCCCAGCUACCACCUGCUCUCAGAGUCUGGGAGCAGGGCAGGUUGGUGUCCGAUGCUACCAGAAGCCAGACAGGCAGAGUGAUGGCCUCCUGCAAGCUGAGAUGGAGGUGACCUGAGGCCUCCUGGAUGUUCCUGGUGACGAGACAGCUGACAAGUUGGAACACAGGCCUGCCGGGGAGCAGUAUGCAGGAAGCUGGCUUUCAGGCCACAAAUGCUUUCACAGAGUGCAAAUUCACCUGCACCAGCGGGCAAUGCUUGUAUCUUGGUUCACUGGUCUGUAACCAACAGAACGACUGUGGGGACAACAGUGAUGAAGAAAACUGUCUCCUGGUGACUGAACAUCCACCUCCGGGCAUCUUCAGCUCGGAGCUGGAGUUCGCCCAGGUGGUCGUCGUGGUGGUGGUGGUCACGGUGAUGGUCGUGGUUGUCGUCUGCCUGCUGAACCACUACAGAGUCUCCACCCGGUCCUUUAUCCACCACCCGGGGCAGGGCCGGAGGCAGGACGGGCCGCAGCCGGAAGGGCGCCUGUGGCCUUCAGACAGAUCUGGACCUCGGCCCGCCUCGGAGAUCAUGUACGCCCCGCGGUCCAGGGAUGGGGGGACUGCCCCAACCUUUCUCCAGAGGGAUCGGUUCAGCCGCUUCCAGCCCACCUACCCCUAUGUGCAGCACGAGAUCGACCUUCCCCCCACCAUCUCCCUGUCGGACGGGGAGGAGCCGCCUCCUUACCAGGGGCCCUGCACCCUGCAGCUCCGGGACCCCGAACAGCAGAUGGAACUCAACCGGGAGUCUGUGAGGGCCCCGCCCAACCGAACCAUAUUUGACAGCGAUUUGAUAGAUGUGUCCGUGUUCAGCGGGGGCCCACGCCCACCCAGCAGCAAUUCGGGCAUAAGUGCCAGCACCUGCAGCAGUAACAGGAGGAUGGAGGGGCCACCCCCGGCCUACAGCGAGGUGAUGGGCCACUGCCCGGGCGCCACUCUCUUCCACCCCCAGCACAGCAGCACGCACAGGGGGAGCAGACUGCCACUCCAGCGGGACGGCCUGGGGGGCACCGAGCUGCCCGUCCAGGGCAAGGACAGGAAGCCCGGGAACCUCGUCUGACCUGCAUGCAUAC
Molecule: messenger RNA, 1715 nt
Organism: Balaenoptera musculus (blue whale)
Lineage: Eukaryota; Metazoa; Chordata; Mammalia; Artiodactyla; Balaenopteridae
Gene: LDLRAD4
Product: low density lipoprotein receptor class A domain containing 4
Biological process (GO): negative regulation of transforming growth factor beta receptor signaling pathway
Cellular component (GO): Golgi membrane; early endosome membrane
Molecular function (GO): R-SMAD binding
Source: RefSeq, a predicted model, not a curated record